This is a messenger RNA of Parastagonospora nodorum SN15, 246 nucleotides long. RefSeq lists its product as hypothetical. Bases 1 to 246 code for a protein of 81 amino acids. The record is from RefSeq and is a predicted model, not a curated record. The transcript has 2 exons. Lineage: Eukaryota; Fungi; Ascomycota; Dothideomycetes; Pleosporales; Phaeosphaeriaceae.
AUGGAUGCCUUCCCUCUUAUGCGCAUGAUCUUUAUUUUUGGGCUGCCAUCGUGGCUUUACCCGUCGGCUCUCAAAAUACCUCAGGCACGAGACUCGUUUGCGCCGCAACGUGGUGCACAACAUGGCGGCGCGAAUGCAGGUCCCGAUGGGCUGUGUGCCGGUGGCGGUCGCCUCAGCCGACUAGAUCGUCGAGAUCAGCUCGUGAUGAAGACACCGCUACGUCGCCCUGGCCGAUCUCUCAACUGA